This is a messenger RNA of Mixia osmundae IAM 14324, 663 nucleotides long. RefSeq lists its product as uncharacterized. Bases 1 to 663 code for a protein of 220 amino acids. Lineage: Eukaryota; Fungi; Basidiomycota; Mixiomycetes; Mixiales; Mixiaceae. The transcript has 2 exons. The record is from RefSeq and is a predicted model, not a curated record.
AUGCUUAUGCGGAUCGCGCUACUGCUCGCUCUAGGCACGCAAAGCGCCCUCAUAGCAGCACCCCUUGCGGGCGAGCAGGCGGUCUUCAGGGCGCAUCGCUUCAAGUCACUCGAUGGAUACUUUCCCACACGUGGCGACGAUAGCGAGACGACGGCUUGGCAUCUGGCGGCAUCGAUCAGUCGAGCUUAUCGCAACAUGCUGAAAGAGGCUGCUGCGGAAGCCGAAGCUAUUCCUCUUGCCAAUCUCGAGCAACGCACGACGCAGCGGACAUCUUUGCGUAUCGAGGGUCGGACGUUGCCAAAGUCGGUAGAUGGCGACAGAGUGCAAGCAAACGAGGCCAAAAUGGGAUGGAUGAGCUCAUCCUGCGUAGACAGCACGAAUCUUGCGCGUCGCUCCCCUUGUAGCGACGACGACCAAUGCAGCGGCCUCGAGCCGCCGUUGGCCGCCAUGAAUGGCUGGCUGGGCGUGUUUCUCGCCCGCGCUUUGCUGCAUGCGAUAGCCAUCUUCUCGUUUUUCACAGCUCUCGGUGUUGCUCACACAUGGCUGUGGUCGCAUCUGCACUCACUCGACGAGAAUAUCGAUACGUCUUGCAAGGGGGAGAAGCAUAUAGUCGAAGCAAAGAGCGAUGACACUCCCCCAGUCUGGCUCUUGACGUUGCCGUAA